Endocarpon pusillum Z07020 is the source of this 537-nucleotide messenger RNA. RefSeq lists its product as uncharacterized. The coding region runs from base 1 to 537 and encodes 178 amino acids. Lineage: Eukaryota; Fungi; Ascomycota; Eurotiomycetes; Verrucariales; Verrucariaceae. The record is from RefSeq and is a predicted model, not a curated record. The transcript has 2 exons. Gene Ontology annotation, molecular function: protein binding.
AUGGCAGGAUGGCCACAGUCACGGAUGUUGCAAGGUAUUGUUGAAGAUGUAGUUGCCCGAUUCAGGAGGCCAACAAUACUUUGCCAGACUUAUGGAAGGGAAAAGGCCAAGGUGCACAUGGGACAUGCUAGAAUCUGCUAUGUUGUGCCAAAGAAGCUGCUCUAUGAGAAGUCCAGUUAUUUCCGAUCUGUCUUCACAGGCGGCUUUGAAGAAGCCAAUGCUAGCGGACCUGAACUUCCCCAUAUCGAGGCCGAAACCUUCGAGCCCGUUGUGAAAUGGAUGAUGUCUGGGAUAAUCGAAGUGCCAAAAAAAAGACUUGGUGAUGUGUGCUCCUCUAUCGACGACGACGAGCAAGGGGAAGCUGCAGCGGGAGUCUUUCGCCAAGCGCUCGUGGUUGAGGAAUGGAUGGACUCUCAUACAGAGACAGAGAGCUAUCUGGCCACGGUUUGGGUGACCUGCAUAAUUUUGCCUAUGUCAAACAAUAACAAGUCACUCAUCAGUGUUCAAUGCACAAGCUUACAGAACGAAAUCGACUAG